This is a messenger RNA of Aegilops tauschii subsp. strangulata, 1745 nucleotides long. RefSeq lists its product as uncharacterized. NCBI's taxonomy places the organism in Eukaryota, Viridiplantae, Streptophyta, Magnoliopsida, Poales, Poaceae. The record is from RefSeq and is a predicted model, not a curated record.
GGGCUCGUCCUUUCAGUGUGCCGGAAACGGUUUACUGUCAGCAACGUGCCACCAGUCCACAACCGGUGGGAUUGCCAAACAAAAAAAAGUUAGACAUUGCCCAAUUUCCGGCCGAACCGGCAAAUGCGCUGUGUCCUGUGUGCUAGUGCUUCUGCAAGACGCUCUUGAUGAAUGAUGAACAGAGAAAGUUAGUACGAAUCAACUGACAUACCAAAGCCACAGCCUCUCCUGAGUCCCAACUGCUCCAUCCUCUAAUCUCUCAAUGGCGACGGCGUCUGCGAGUCGGCCCAGCGGCCAUGUCCUUUUGAGUCCCUUUCCCAACUACCAAUCCGCCUCGCUCACCCGUGUCAAGCUCUCCGCCGGCGGCUCGCCGGUGAAGUUUGUCAGCGUCUCGUCUCCUCCAUCCUCUCCCGUGGGCGGCGCCGCCAAGAUCCGUCGGUCCUGUAUGUGCUCCCCGACGAACCACCCGGGCUCGUUCCGUUGCAGCCUCCACAAGGAGCGCAAGCAGGAGGCGGCCCCCGCCGGGAGCAGCUGCAGCAAGCCCGUCUCCCCGCCUUCGCCGCCGCCCAUCGGCAGCGGCUGCUCUAGGCGCAUGGUAAACGUGCUAGCGCAACGCGUCCCCAUGGGGAGCGGGCACUGGGCACGCAAGGCGCUCGCUCCGUCUCACGCGCUGCAGCAGCUUCAGCAGAGGAAGCGCGCCGACCGGUUUCGAGCCGGGCCCAGCCGGCUCUCCGCCGCAUCCAUGGCCGGAGGCCGCGCAGGCGGCAGCAACCAGUAAAAAAACUAGCGUCGACAUGCCAUAGCAGUACAUACUGUACACAGGAAAGAAACUCCCAGAAUAAUUCCGGUCGCUGUAUAGAAGAUCGGUGGGGAUUAGGCCACAAUGCUGGAGUUUUAAGACGAGACCCAAUUCCAUCCCGGCCUGAUCAAUUAGCUAGCUUAUAGUUGUAUAUAGAGUGGCUGUACAUAAAGUGAGCCUCUUAUUUAACUCCGCUGCACAUAGAGUGAGUUCAUCUUCUCUGCUCCACUUGUACAUAGAUGAGCAAUUAGCUGUAUAUAGAGCGGCUGUACAUAGAGUGAGCCGCGUCUUCCUCCUCUCUGCUCCACCUGUACAUAGAGUGAGCUCUGGUCCUCUCUGCCCGCUGUGUAUAGCCCUUGAUUUUUGUUCUGGAUAUACAUCAAUACAUCAUGAGUGAGAAAUAGGAGACACGCAUACAUGCACCUGAUCUGUCCCGUGGCCGGAGGCUUAUCCUGUCUUGGAUGAUUUGUUUGCCAAAACAACUGCUUCCGUUUCUGCUUCUGUUUCUGGAGUGUGGAUGCAUCUCCCCUGUUUCAGUUUUGGAUAAGCUCUGCAAGAGAUCAGUGGCGUCUCUCCGUCGCUUGCUCCCGUCACGCGGCACCCGUGUCCCCGGCCGGAUCAGGCCACCAACCUGCAGCACAGUAGAAAUCCCCCGACUCCGGCGAAGUUUCUGUAAAGUUUCAUGCCGCGGCUGAUGAACUGAGGAGCUCUCUUCGUCCUGCUCGUGAUAUUUUACUGUUUUCUUCAGAUCUGUAGUAUUUUACUGUUCCUUCUAGAGAAAGUGGUAUUUUACUGUUGACCGUAGCGACGGCGGAGCGGUUGGGAUUCCCCAACUCUUCAACUUGCGCAAGAAGAUGAUGUGUGGACAGCUUCUUGAUCGGUUCUGUUUCUUCGCCAGAAAUCAGUCUGUCAGUUUGAUUGGCAACAUGUCUGUCAGUUUGGCUCU